AUUCCACCCCACGCAACGCACCACGCGCGAAGGAAGCUAGCUCCCACCGUGAGUGCAGUGCACCGCUAGAUCCAUGGCGGCAGCGGCGGCAGGAAGCUCCCGCCUUCUCUCCGCGCUGGCCCUCGCCGGCGUCGUUUCCUUCCUCCUCGUCGCUGACCCUGGCGUCGUCGCCGCGGAGGCGGCAGCCGCGCCGCCGGGGCUGGAGUUCCGCGUGGGCGGGCCGCGCGGGUGGCGCGUCCCGGACGCCAACACCAGCUACGGAUGGUGGGCCAUGAACAACCGCUUCCACGUCGGCGACCGCCUCUAUUUCAAGUACGCGAACGACGACUCGGUGCUGGUGGUGAACCGCCUGGCCUUCGACGCCUGCAACGCCAGCGCGCCGCUCGCCGCGUUCGCCGGCGGCGCCACCGAGUUCCGCCUCCACCGCCCGGGAUUCUUCUGCUUCAUCAGCGGCGAGCCAGGGCACUGCGAGGAAGGCCAGAGGCUCAUCGUGCGCGUCAUGGUGCACCCGGCGGCCCUGGCCGCGGCGCCCGCGCCUGGCCCUGGAGUUCCGACGAUGACGCGCCCCGGGAUGCCGUCCGGGUGCUCCGACGGCGCCUCCUCCUCCGCUGUUGACGCAGCGAUCGCUGCCGCCGCCGGCGUCGCCAUGGCUACGCUUGUUGGUAUGGGCUUGAUGCUCCACUGAUUGGUUUGCUACUUUGCUUUUAUGUGCGCAGCUAGUACUGCAGUGCAGACGUACUCACACACUAGUACCUAGUUGUUGUUAGAUAAUGUUCCGUUGCCUAGUUUUCAGUUUCCAUGUUAUUUUGGGUUCAUGCAUGAUGACUUAUGAAGUAUUGGUACUAUAUUAAUGUCGUCGUGUCGAACAAUUUGUUUAAC
Molecule: messenger RNA, 879 nt
Organism: Zea mays
Lineage: Eukaryota; Viridiplantae; Streptophyta; Magnoliopsida; Poales; Poaceae
Product: early nodulin-like protein 1
Cellular component (GO): plasma membrane
Molecular function (GO): electron transfer activity
Source: RefSeq, marked validated